Penaeus monodon (black tiger shrimp) is the source of this 313-nucleotide messenger RNA. Its product is annotated as probable anion transporter 6. NCBI's taxonomy places the organism in Eukaryota, Metazoa, Arthropoda, Malacostraca, Decapoda, Penaeidae. The record is from RefSeq and is a predicted model, not a curated record.
AUGCAGGAAAUGAGUCAAGGGGCGUCGACGAUCGGGGCGGGGCAGAAGGCGAGAAGCCCCCCUAAAUUUUUACAUAAGGGCGAAGACAGGGGGAAAAUGUGCAAAGGAAUUGACACCGCCGACGGAGGAUGCUGGGGCGCCCGAUACACUCUGUGCCUUCUGCUUUUUCUGGGCAUCACGCUGAUCUACAUGACGCGGGUGUGCCUCUCCAUUGCCAUCGUUGCCAUGGCCGGCACCAGCGUGGGGGCAAACAAUUCCUCGACGAACAUCUGCCCUUACCCCGCCGGCUGGAACGACACCGUGGGCGAGGCUC